Pyrenophora tritici-repentis Pt-1C-BFP is the source of this 1644-nucleotide messenger RNA. Its product is annotated as Bestrophin multi-domain protein. The record is from RefSeq and is a predicted model, not a curated record. Lineage: Eukaryota; Fungi; Ascomycota; Dothideomycetes; Pleosporales; Pleosporaceae. Gene Ontology annotation, molecular function: chloride channel activity.
AUGGCGGCAUCUAACGCUUCCACCACUAAGACUCUUCGGCCGGAUAACAUCGAAAUUCCGUCGUCGAGCGGAUCAAAUCACCCACCCGACGAUUUUGAUGGCCCUAUCUCACCGCGCUCAUGGCGACACCGCACUGUUACAUACCAGGUUCCCUCCAGAAGGCAAACAAAUGGCUCUCUCGAUGCUGAGGACUACUUUGUUGGUCCUCGUGACAUGUCAAAGCACAGCAAAUGGCCCUUCUUCAUGCGGAUGCACGGUUCCGUGUUCCCUAAGAUGAUUCUUCCUCUGACAGUUGUCACAAUCUGGUCUACUGCCAUUACAUGCGUCUCCGAAUUUGUCCACCCACUAGCCGUCAGCACCCUGCUCCUGACAGUUCUCGGUUUCGUCGUCGGUCUCGCCAUCUCCUUCCGAACUAGCACAGCCUACGAGCGAUACACCGAGGGUAGGAAAUACUGGAGUCAGUUGAUCACCGUAAGCCAUAACUUGGCAAGGACGAUCUGGUUCCACGCAUCCGAACGCGAUGGCGAGAUCGGCAAGGAGGAUCUGCUUAACAAACUUUCGGCCCUCAACCUUGUCAAUGCUUUCGCAUGCUCCGUCAAGCACAGGCUCCGCUUCGAACCCGGUAUCGACUAUCCCGAUCUCCGCGACCGUGUCGAAUAUCUCGACACAUUUGCGCGUGCUGCAGAAUGCGAGAUCCCCAAGCCCGGCGACAAGAAGAAGUUGAAGGCCGUAGGAGAGUACCUCGGUGUUACGUUUGCAGAGUCCAACCCCCGUAAGAGGAUCAAGCGCGCUAAGAAGCCCCUUGGUAACUUGUCGCUCGAAAUCUUGAACCAUCUCUCCUGCUAUGUCCACAGUAUCAUCGACAAUGACACGCUCAAAGUUGGUCUCUACCAGAACCAGGCCAUUACCAGCAUCGUUCAGCUCAACGAAGUCCUUGUCGGCAUGGACCGUGUCCUCCAAACACCCCUCCCGAUCGCCUACUCCAUCGCCAUCUCUCAAAUCACCUGGGUCUACGUAAUGAUGUUGCCUUUCCAACUGUGGGAUGACCUCCGCUGGAUCACAAUCCCCGGCUGCAUCUUCGCCGCCUACAUCAUCAUCGGACUCAGCGCCAUUGGCCGUGAAAUCGAGAACCCCUUCGGCCACGACGUCAACGAUCUCCCCCUCGAAGCCUACUGCGAAGAACUCGAAAUGGACAUUGACACUAUCACAUCCCAGCCCCCGCACUCUGCCCAAGAGUUUAUGCGCCGCGACGGCAAUAUGCCCAUCUGGCCUCUCAGCCACAAGAACUACAACUCCUGGGCCCACCGCAGCAAGCAGGACAUCAGGGAUGCGCUCAUGACAAAGACAAAGGCCGAUAUGGCGGUUAGGAAGAGUUUCGCUGUUCCUCGCGAGAGCGAGAGCGAUGAAAAGGAGCAUCAUACCAUACAGCAGCAGCAUCAUGACAAUUAGUUUUGGACGUGUGCGUUUGUUUGUGUUGUACGCUAUGCAUUUUUUGUUUUAGAAGCGGGGUUGGCGCUGCACAUGGAGUUUAACAUCGAAUUUGGGGACUUUGUUUUGGAUUUGGGGCAUCGCUAUCACAAAAAGGUUUCUUAUAUUUCUCGCCUACUCGGUUCCUUUUUCCUGGCGGGAGGCAUCAUCGUAAUG